Messenger RNA from Oncorhynchus kisutch (coho salmon), 4335 nucleotides. Its product is annotated as solute carrier family 2, facilitated glucose transporter member 11-like. Gene Ontology annotation, cellular component: plasma membrane. Bases 1 to 1407 code for a protein of 468 amino acids. Gene Ontology annotation, biological process: dehydroascorbic acid transport. Gene Ontology annotation, molecular function: D-glucose transmembrane transporter activity. The record is from RefSeq and is a predicted model, not a curated record. NCBI's taxonomy places the organism in Eukaryota, Metazoa, Chordata, Actinopteri, Salmoniformes, Salmonidae. The transcript has 11 exons.
AUGGAUAGCAAUGAAGUGUCUGCAGAUUUAAAGAAAGAGUCUGUGCAGAAUUUCAUCAACCAAACCUGGCUGGAGCGCUAUGAUGAGGACAUCUCAGAGCAAUACCUCACUCUCCUGUGGUCCAACAUCGUGUCCAUUUUCACAAUAGGAGGAUUCAUUGGAGCAACUAUAGGUGGAACACUGGCCAUUCGAUUUGGGAGAAAGGGGACACUAAUGAUGAACAACGCAUUUGCCUUACUGGCUGCUCUGUUGAUGGGCCUGAGCUACCCCACUGGAUUAUUUGAACUGCUCAUCGUUGGACGAUUUUUCACAGGAGUAAAUGCGGGUAUCGGCAUAUGCGUUCAGCCACUGUAUCUGGGGGAAAUCGCCCCAAGGGCACUUCGUGGUGCCAUGGCAAUGGGGACUUCUAUUUUCAUCACCGGGGGCAUCCUUACUGGACAGGUGAUUGGGCUUAAGGAGCUCCUCGGUAAAGAAGAACACUGGCCCAUCCUGCUCUGCACCACCUGUAUCCCAGCGUUCCUGCAGCUCCUCAUACUGCCCUGGUUCCCAGAGAGCCCUCGCUACCUGUUGAUCGACAGAGGGGAUGACGUUGGAUGUAGAAAAGCGAUGAAGCAACUCCACGGCACGGAUAACUUUGAUCGCGAGCGGGAGGACAUGGAGAGGGAGAGGGUCAGCGCCAUUGGCAUUAAACCCAAGAAGCCCUGGCAGCUGUUCAUGGACUGCAGCCUCCGCUGGCAAGUCCUCACCAUCAUCCUGCUCAACGCUGCCCAGCAGCUCAACGGCAUCAACGCUAUUUAUUUUUAUACAGAUUAUGUGUUUGAGGAGGCCGGAAUUCCAGAUGUAAACAUACCCUACGUAACUGUGGGCACAGGAGCCUGUGAAUGCCUCACUGCCCUUACCUGUGGCAUGCUGAUCGAAACUCUGGGACGAAAAGUGCUUAUCAUCGGAGGGUACACCCUAAUGGCUUUCUGGUGCAUUUGCUUCACUCUGACCCUCACCUUCCAAGGAGCAGGCGUAUGGAUGCCUUAUCUUAGCAUGGGAUGCGUCUUUGCUUUCAUACUCAGCUUUGGCUUGGGGCCAGGUGGGGUGACAAACAUCUUGACCACCGAGUUAUUCACACAAACCAGUCGGCCUGCCGCGUACAUGAUCGGAGGGUCCGUGAACUGGCUCAGCUUCUUCGUCAUUGGCAUGGUGUUUCCAUUUAUUGUGACUAAGUUGCAGCAGUACUGUUUCCUGGUGUUCUUGGUGAUAUCUGUCUUGGUGGCUGUAUACAUAUUCCUGGUAGUCCCUGAGACCAAGAACAAAACCUUCCUGGAGAUCCAUACCGAGUUCCAGUCCGGAGAUAAGAGGAAGGCUUCAAAAGCAGAUGACGGCCCAAGGACAACAUUGUUGUCAACCCCUCUGUGAAACACAGCUCCAGUGUUUGCUGAAAGGACUUGUCAAACUUGUACCACAUUACUUAUUAUUCAACAACUGGCAGUGCUAUGAAUAUCUCAUUGCCAUAAUGAUACAAAGUUCCAGAAUAUGUGUUCUUUGUCAGGGAUUGUGAAGUGUAGACAUUAUAGUAAUUGGAACACAAGUAACAACAAAAUGAACUAGGUACUGUUAAAGGGAUACUCUGGGAUGUUGGCAAUGAGGCCGUUUAUCUACUUCCCCAGAGUCAGAUGAACUCGGGGGUAGCAUUUUUAUGUGUCUUGUGUGCAGUUUAACGGAAAUUGCUAACUAGGGCUAGCGUAAUUGCUAACUAGUGCUAGCAGAUACCAUAGACUUCCAGACAUUAUGCUAAUCCAGACAUUAUGCUAAUCUGACUCUGGGGAAGUAGAUAAAAGGUCUCAAAGCCAAAAUCCUUAAGUAUCUCUUUAAUGUUGCUGAUAAGUCCAGAUCAAUGAUUUAUAUACAGUAUGCAUGAGAUUUACAUUUGACAUUUUAUUCAUUUAGCGGACACUCUUGUUCAGAGCGACUUACAGUUAGUGUAUUUUCCUCAAUAAUGUAGCUAUCAGCAAAGUCAGAGCUAGUAAGGGGGAAAAAAGUAGAGUGUAAGUAUUUGUUCACAAAAGGCUGUUUUUGGGGGGGGGGGGUGUCGGGGUGAGAGGGUCGGUGCUGUAGGAUUAUUUAAGAUAUUCUUCGAAGAGGUAGGGUUUUAGAUGUUUUCUAACGAUAGACAGAGACUGCUGUCAUAGCUUCAGGGGGAAGCUGGUUCCACCUUUGGGGUGCCAGGACAGAGAAGAGUAGAAUGGUCUUGUAGUGGAUGCGAGCUUCGACUGGAAGCCAGUGGAGUCUGCGGAGGAGCAGGGUGACAUGGAAGAACUUUGGAAGGUUGAACACCAGGAGGGCUGCAGCGUUCUGGAUAAGUUGCAGGGGUUUGAUGGCACAAGCAGGGAGCCAACCAACAGCUAGUUGCAGUAGUCCAGAUGGGAGAUGACAAGUGCCUGGAUUAGGACCUGCACCACUUCCUGUGUGAAGUAGGGUCGUACUCUAUGGCCGUUAUAGAGCAUGAAUCUACAGGAGUGAGUCACUGCUUUGAUGUUUGCAGAGAACGAAAGGGUGUUGUCCAGUGUCCUGCCAAGGUUCUUUGCACUCUUGGAGGGAGUCAAGCGUGAUGGAGAGGACUUGGAGCGGGCAGGCCAUCCCCGGGAGGAAGAGCAGCUCCAUCUUGUCGAGGUUGAGCUUGAGGUGGUGGGCCAACAUCCAAGCUGAGAUAUCGGCCAGGCUUGCAGAGAUGCGUGUCGCCACCUGGGUGUCAUGAGAAGGAGAGUAGUAGCUCAGUGUCAUCCGCAUAGCAAUGAUAGCGAGACCAUUUGAGGAUAUGACAGAGCCGAGUUACUUAGUUUAUAGUGAGAAAAGGAAAGGGCCUAGAACCGAGCCCUUUGGACACCAGUCGUGAGUAUGUGGUGAAGACACAGAUCCUCUCCACGUCACCUGGUUGGAGCGGCCAUUCGGGUAGGAUGCAAUUCAAGAGUGUGCAGAGCCUGAGACACCCAGACCUGAGAGGGUGGAGAGGAGGAUCUGAUGGUUCACGGUAUCGAAGGCAGCAGAUAGAUCUAGGAGGAUGAGAACAGAGGAGAGAUUCAGCUUUGGCAGUGCAGAGAGCCUUUGUGACAGAGAUCAGCAAUCUCAAUUGAGUGACCUGUCUUGAAGCUGGUUAGGUUAGGGUCAACAAGAUCAUUCUGAAAAAGAUAGUGAGAGUUGGUCAGAGACAGCACGCUCAAGUGUUUUGUAAAGAAAAGAUAGAAGGGAUACUGAUCUGUAGUUUUUGACAUCCGAUGAGUUGAGUGUUGGUUUCUUGAGGAGGGGAGCGACUUGAGUCAUUUUGAAGUCAAAGGGGAUACAGCCAGUGGUCAGGGAUGAGUUGAUCAGGGAAGUGAGGAAUGGGAAAAGGUCUCAAGGGAUGGUCUGGAGAAGGGAGGAUGGGAUGGGGUCAAGCGGGCAGGUUGUUGGGCGGUCAAGGGAGAAAAGAAAGCAGUCAAGGUGUAGGGUAGCUCUAUAUGUGUGGGACCAUUGGACUCAAUAGGCUGAGUAAAUGAGGAGUGGAUGUCGUCAACCUUCUUUUCAAAGUGGUUAACAAAGUUGUCCGCGGAGAGGGAGGAAGAAGGGGGAGGGGUGGAGGAUUAAGGAGGGAGGAGAAGGUGGAAAGUAGUUUCCUAGUGUUGGAGGCAAAAGCUUGAAAUUUUGAGUGAUAGAAAGUGGCUUUAGCAGCGGGUACAGAGGAAGAGAAGGUAGAAAAGAGGGAAUGAAAGUAUGAUAGGUCCUCCAGAAGUUUAAUUAUCCUCCAUUUCUGCUCAGCUGCUCACAGCCCUGUUCUAUAAGCUCGCAAUGAGUUACUCAGUUACUCAUCCUCUCUUUCCUUCCUCGAAUAACUCUGAAGAUGAACUCGGCAGAACCAUCUUAGUUUUGCGACGUGACCACCGCUGACACAACCAUCGCUGUCACACCCGCCACUGACACGACUGCCGCUGAGGAAACAAAUGACUGAUAGGGGACGCUGUUUUGAAGCCAACUGCGUCUCCAUCUUGGCACUCCCCCACCAUUGUAUAAAAUAUUUUAGAGGCUAUAUAAAUGCAUUUAUUAAUGUCUACAUUUGUUUUUGCCAUGUUUAUUCUAUUAGGCCCAGUAGUCGAAAACAUAUUUUUCCACACUAUGAUGUUCGAAUAAUUCAGGGUAAAGAGGAAGGAAAAUGCCAUAACGGGUAUAGAUACAAAUAAAAUAAGUUACUACAGAAAUUGAGGGAUCAAUUUUAUAUUGAAAACACAGAUGGGAGAUAUAUAUUCCAUGUGAAUUAAAACAAGAAACCUAAUAUAUUCCUUGUCAAUUAAAACAAGAAACUGAUGCACCCCA